Molecule: messenger RNA, 1461 nt
Organism: Chenopodium quinoa (quinoa)
Lineage: Eukaryota; Viridiplantae; Streptophyta; Magnoliopsida; Caryophyllales; Amaranthaceae
Product: putative septum site-determining protein minD homolog, chloroplastic
Exons: 1
Coding region: 196-1179 (327 amino acids)
Biological process (GO): negative regulation of cell division
Cellular component (GO): cytosol; cytoplasmic side of plasma membrane
Molecular function (GO): ATP binding; ATP hydrolysis activity
Source: RefSeq, a predicted model, not a curated record
CACACACAUAUUGUCCUAAUUGUUAUACCCAAAUCGUAUUAUCUCAACCUUGUUCAUAUCAACCGUUGUGCUUCUAUCCCCAGAAAUUUGGCCCAAAACUAACCUUCUUCAACCUUCCUUCUUCCCAACAAAAUGAGCUCACACCUGUAAAUUUCCAACACCCAAUUCACCUCCCAUCUCCAAUUCUCCAUAGCAAUGCUAUCCCUAAAACCUCCAUUUUCCCCUCACUCUCUCUCUCCUUCCAACAACCCCUUCUUCUCCUUCAAACCCCUCCUUAAACCCUACUUUUCCCCACCUCAAAAACCCCAUUUCACCUCCAUUAAAUCACUUCUUCAAUACAAUCGUAAACCCGAACUCGCCGGAACCACCCCUAGAGUCGUCGUCAUCACCUCCGGCAAAGGCGGCGUUGGAAAAACCACCACCACUGCUAACAUCGGCAUCUCCCUCGCUCGUCAUGGAUUCUCUGUUGUCGCCAUUGAUGCCGAUGUUGGGCUUAGAAACCUCGAUCUUCUUCUGGGUCUUGAGAAUCGUGUGAAUUACACUGCUUUAGAGGUUCUUAAUGGCGAUUGUCGUCUUGAUCAAGCGUUGGUUAGGGAUAAGAGGUGGUCCCAUUUCGAGCUUCUUUGUAUUUCUAAACCCAGAUCGAAAUUGCCAUUAGGGUUUGGCGGAAAAGCCCUAAUUUGGCUUGUUGAUGCCCUAAAACAUCGAAAUGAGGGAUCCCCAGAUUUUAUUAUAAUUGAUUGUCCUGCUGGAAUUGAUGCUGGGUUUAUCACCGCAAUUACGCCGGCGAAUGAGGCGAUUUUGGUUACGACACCGGAUAUUACGGCGUUGAGGGAUGCUGAUAGGGUUACUGGAUUGUUGGAGUGUGAUGGGAUUAAGGAUAUUAAGAUGAUUGUUAAUAGGGUUAGAACUGAUAUGAUUCAAGGGGAAGAUAUGAUGUCUGUUUUGGAUGUUCAGGAGAUGCUUGGGUUGGCGCUUCUGGGUGUAAUUCCGGAUGAUACCGAGGUUAUUCGGAGCACAAAUCGAGGGUAUCCUUUGGUUUUGAAUAAGCCCCCGACAUUGGCCGGAUUGGCUUUCGAGCAAGCUGCUUGGAGGCUUGUGGAACAGGAUAGUAUGACCGCGGUUAUGGUUGAGGAGGAGCCCAAGAAACGCGGCUUCUUUUCGUUCUUUGGAGGAUGAAGUGAGGUUUGGACAAUGUAGUUAUAGGGAUCAUGUGGAGGAGGUCAAUUGUUGGAGCUUGGAUUAUGAAUUUGCUUUGAGAAGUUUUGUGUACAGAUGCUAGGUACGGGAUUUUUUAACUAAAAGUUUAUUUUGGAAUUCAAUUUGCUGUCGUUUUUUUUCUCUAUGAAGUAGCUAGAAUAUUGGAAUGCAGCUUUGGAUAAUUGUAUCAUGAAAACUUUGUAACUUUUGUUGCAUUAAUUUGAAUGGAAUGUUAUGCAUUGUUGAAUCAUUUUUUGUUUA